GCAGUACUUUCUAUCGACACUGCGCGUGCGCACGUUGCACAUGGAGGCUGAUGAAUGAGUUGUAGCUGUUUUCUGCAAAGACUUUAUCUUCCGAUAGUACUUUAGACAAACUUAUCAGCUGGUUUGUUUUCUGCUCUUUAACAGCAAGUGAAAUAUAUGAUAUUUUGCAUGUAUGGUGUAGUCUGCGGAGUUGUGUCGUCUCCACGGGUCGGGUGUUGUUGUUGUUGAUCUGCGGUCAGUGAUGGAGGCUCCUCCGGUCACUGUGAUGCCCGUCACGGGCGGAACCAUCAACAUGAUGGAGUAUCUUCUGCAAGGCAGCGUGUUGGAUCAGUCCCUGGAGAGUCUCCUGCAUCGACUGCGAGGUCUGUGCGAUAACAUGGAGCCGGAGAGCUUUGCUGAUCACGAGCUGGUGUAUCUGCUGAAGGGCCAGCAGGGCAACCCGUUCCUCCUGCGCGCGCGCCGCUCGCUGCUUCACCCCACCGCCCCCUGGCACCUGCGCUAUCUCGGCCAGCCCGAGGUGGGCGACAAGAGCCGGCACGCCCUGGUGCGCAACUGCGUGGACGUGGCCGCCUCGCACAGCUUACCGGAGUUCCUCAAUGAGAUGGGCUUCCGCAUGGACCACGAGUUCGUGGCCAAGGGCCAGGUGUUCCGGAAGGGCAUGAUGAAGGUGGUGGUGAGCAAACUGUCACGCGUCCUGGUUCCGGGAAACACGGAGAACACGGAGCCGCUGUCCCUGUCGUAUCUGGUGGAGCUGAGCGUUCUGGCUCCGGCGGGACAGGACACGGUGUCUGAGGACAUGAGGAGCUUCGCUGAGCAGCUGAAGCCUCUGGUGCACCUGGAGAAGAUCGACCCCAAACGCCUCAUGUAGCGCUGACUGUCACCUGCCACUUGUGAUAUUUUGAUGAAAUCCAUGAUGAACUGAAUGAUAAAAACUGUUUAAAGUUUUGUGUCAAUUCUCAGAUGACAUUUCUUAGACAAAUCAUUUUAAACAAGAAAUAUGCCACUCUUUCUUGAGAAAAAGUAAUUCUGUGAAAGCAUUUGUAAAUUCAUUCUUGCAUAAAAUGUUGCUUUGAUAUGAACGUGACAUUAUGAUUUCUCCAUUUUCAUCCUUCUUUAGUGUUGCUGUUUGAGCAUGAAAAAGAUUUGUCAAGUUCAUAUCUUCUCUAUAUCAGUG
Messenger RNA from Megalobrama amblycephala (Wuchang bream), 1174 nucleotides. It is a transcript of the gene med18, whose product is annotated as mediator of RNA polymerase II transcription, subunit 18 homolog (yeast). The transcript has 2 exons. Gene Ontology annotation, cellular component: core mediator complex; mediator complex. The record is from RefSeq and is a predicted model, not a curated record. Gene Ontology annotation, molecular function: transcription coregulator activity. Gene Ontology annotation, biological process: regulation of transcription by RNA polymerase II; termination of RNA polymerase II transcription. Lineage: Eukaryota; Metazoa; Chordata; Actinopteri; Cypriniformes; Xenocyprididae. Bases 242 to 868 code for a protein of 208 amino acids.